This is a messenger RNA of Oncorhynchus nerka (sockeye salmon), 3253 nucleotides long. RefSeq names its product intermembrane lipid transfer protein VPS13C-like. Gene Ontology annotation, cellular component: extrinsic component of membrane. The record is from RefSeq and is a predicted model, not a curated record. The transcript is spliced from 25 exons. Gene Ontology annotation, biological process: protein targeting to vacuole; protein retention in Golgi apparatus; mitochondrion organization. Bases 109 to 2889 code for a protein of 926 amino acids. NCBI's taxonomy places the organism in Eukaryota, Metazoa, Chordata, Actinopteri, Salmoniformes, Salmonidae.
CUCUUGUCAUCUACGGAAAGGCGUUCACACAGCCGAAGGAGAUCACGGGAUAAUCUCGGCAUUUACCCACAUCAACAAGGGUAGUAGUGCUAGCCACGAAGUUCAACAAUGGUGUUUGAAUCUAUGGUCAGCGAUCUCCUGAACAGGUUCAUCGGAGACUAUGUGGAAAACCUCGACAAGUCCCAGUUGAAGAUUGGCAUUUGGGGAGGCAAUGUUGUUCUGGAGAACCUGAAAGUUAAAGAAAAUGCUUUGAGUGAGCUGGAUGUCCCAUUUAAAGUGAAAGCUGGUCAGAUUGGAAAACUGACAUUGAAGAUCCCUUGGAAGAACUUGUACAAUGAUGCUGUAGUUGCAACGUUAGAUGGUCUGUAUCUGCUGGUGGUUCCUGGAGCAACGAUAAAGUAUGACGCCGCGAAGGAGGAGCGUUACCAGCAGGAGGCCAAGCAGAAGGAGCUGCAGCGCAUUGAGGAGGCGCUACUGAUGGCUGCUCGCAGAGAAAAGCCUCAGAAAGAUGAGAAGAAGGACACGUUUGCUGAGAAGCUCAGUCAUCAGAACCUGCAAGUCAAGAUCACCCAGCAAGGCAUCAGAUAUGAGGACGAUACGACCGAUGAGAACUGGAAGUCGUGUAUUCUGAAGGCAGCCAGAAUCAUCAGGAAGAGUUUGCUGGGCCGUUUGGAAGAGCGCCUACUGGAAUCAACAGUCCCCAUCUUCUAUAAAGGCUCCUGGGAAGAGAUACUGGAAAAGCUGAAGGACGGCAUCAGUACCAAGGACCAAGAGAUCAAAGACUACCAAUAUAUUUUCAAACCCAUCUUUGCCUCUGCUAAAAUGGUAAUCAACCCGAGUGCUGAGAUUGAGCUGAAGUCUCCCAAAGCCAGCCUGCAUCUGGAGGUUCAGAAUGUAGCAGUAGAGAUGACCAGACCACAGUACCUAACCAUGGUGGACCUGCUAGAGUCUAUAGACUGUAUGGUGAAGAAUGGACCCUACAGGAAGUUCAGACCUGAUGUACCAGUACACACAAAUGCCAAGCACUGGUGGAAGUACAGUAUGAACAGCAUCCUGGACGUUCACGUCAGACGUUUCAACCAGAUGUGGUCGUGGUCCAACAUCAGGAAGCACCGCCACACUCUGAAGACCUACAGGGCAGCCUACAAGGCCAAACUACUGACAACACAGGGCAAACUCCGAGAGGACCAAGAGAAGCAGAUACAGGACCUGGAGAAGAGCCUGGAUGUCUUCAACAUCACGUUGGCCCGGCAACAAGCACAGAUGGAGGUGAUCCGGUCAGGGCAGAAGGUGGUAGCUAAGAAGGCUGUGGCCGGCCAGAAGCAGGGAGGAGGGUUUUUCAGCAGCUUCUUUGGAAGGAAGGAAGGGAAGAAGAAAGAGCAGGAACAGGAAACCCAGGAGGAAGAGGGUACAGGCAUUGAAGAGUUGAUGUCUGCUGAUGAGAAGGCUAAACUCUACACGGCCAUCGGAUACAGUGGUAGUUCUCACAACCUGGCCUUACCCAAGCAGUACGUGGCAGUGGUGGUGACCUUCAAGCUGUUCCGUACGUCCAUCACGGUGAGGGAGGAGCCCAACGUCCCAGAGAUCCUGAAGAUCCAGAUGAUCGACCUCAGCACCACCGUCUCCCAGAGACCCGGGGCUCAGGCCAUCAAGGUGGAGGCAGCGUUAGAACACUGGUACGUAACAGGGUUGGAACAGCAGGGAGCUGUCCCCUCUCUCAUAGCGUCAGUAGGGGACUCCACCUCCUCUCUGCUCUCCAUCCUGUUUGAAGUCAACCCAGAGGACAGCGUUGCAGAGCAGCUGCUCAGAGUCCACUCCCAGCCUGUAGAGAUCAUCUAUGACUCGUUGACAGUGAACAGCAUGGCAGAGUUCUUUAAGACAGGGAAGGGAGUGGACCUGGAGGUGUUGACUUCAGCUACUCUCUCCAAGCUGGAGGAGAUUAAGGACAAGACAGCCACUGGUCUGUCUCACAUCAUUGAGACCCGGAAGAUUCUGGACCUGAAGAUUGACCUAAAGCCUUCAUACCUGCUGGUGCCUAAGUCUGGCUUCUACCACGCCAAGUCUGACCUGAUGAUCAUAGACUUUGGUAGUCUACAGCUGGUGAGUGUGGACCAGGGGAACCCCCAGUCUUUAUCACCCAGUUUCAGUUCCCUGGAGGAGAUUAUGGACCGUGCCUACGAGAAGUACUCACUGGAGCUACGUCAUGUCCAGGUCCUUUACAGCAAGUCAGGUGAGGAGUGGAAGACGGCCCGUCAACGUGGUUCCUCUAUACAACACAUCCUGCAGCCCAUGGACUUCAGCCUCCAGCUGGCCAAAUGCAUGGUGGAGAAGGACACCAGGAUGCCCAGAUUCAAGGUGUCUGGAGAACUGCCUCUCCUCCAUGUGAAGAUCUCAGACCAGAAGAUCCAGGGAGUGUUGGACCUGGUCAACAGCAUCCCCCUGCCCCAGAGUGAUUCCACCCCGUCCACCCCCCACCCAGAAGAAGGUACAGUUGGUAUGCCCCAGAGUGAUUCCACCCCGUCCACCCCCACCCAGAAGAUGCUGUAUUUGUCUGAGGCCAGGCCCAACGUCCUGGGUUUACAGUCUACCGUCCUGCUGGAUGCAUUAGAGACAGACUCAGAUGGAGAGUCAUAUUAUAUGUCUGUGGAUGAGGAGCACCAACCCUCCGUCAUAGAGGAACUGACUGACGUACACUUCAAGUUUGAAGUCAAAGCGGUGCUGUUGGAGUUGACGCGUCAGGCUGACCAGGAGAACACGUUGUUAGCCCUCAGUGUCUCUCAGCUGGGAGCAGAGGGCAAGAUGAGAACCUAUGACCUCACCAUCACCUCCUACCUCCGUAAAGUAGGCCUGGACUACUGUGAGAUCAGAGGUACCUGUAACCCUAACUAACUAACCCUAACCCCUAACCUAUGACCUCACCAUCACCUCCUACCUCCGUAAAGUAGGCCUGGACUACUGUGAGAUACGAGGUACCUGUAACCCUAACUAACUAACCCCUAACCUAUGACCUCACCAUCACCUCCUACCUCCGUAAAGUAGGCCUGGACUACUGUGAGAUACGAGGUACCAGUAACCCUAACUAACUAACCCUAACCCCUGACGUAUGACCUCACCUCCUACCUCCGUAAAGUAGGCCUGGACUACUGUGAGAUACGAGGUACCAGUAACCCUAACUAACUAACCAUAACCCCUAACCUAUGACCUCACCAUCACCUCCUACCUCCGUAAAGUAGGCCUGGACUACUGUGAGAUA